Molecule: messenger RNA, 207 nt
Organism: Trametes versicolor FP-101664 SS1
Lineage: Eukaryota; Fungi; Basidiomycota; Agaricomycetes; Polyporales; Polyporaceae
Exons: 1
Source: RefSeq, a predicted model, not a curated record
CGCAGCCGUCUGAUUGAGCCUGACGAUACAGCUCUGCUCGUAUGGCACUAUCUUCUGACCUUUGAAAAGGAGAUCACUUUCUUUUGGAGACGGAAGUUCUCCGGCGCAAGUGCUCUUUUCCUCACGAAUCGCUACCUCAGUCUCGCGGUCGUGAUAUACAAUCUUCUAUCCAGAGAGUUGUACACUCCAAGCGAAUCGGUGGGUUAA